Molecule: messenger RNA, 1362 nt
Organism: Syzygium oleosum
Lineage: Eukaryota; Viridiplantae; Streptophyta; Magnoliopsida; Myrtales; Myrtaceae
Exons: 4
Coding region: 254-1198 (314 amino acids)
Source: RefSeq, a predicted model, not a curated record
CUCUCUCUCUCUCUCCCUCUAUACUUGGUCUUGCCAAACUGUGAAAGUCCUUGAGAAACAAACCAUCCCAUAAGCAAACACAAAUCAAGAAGAUUGUCCAAGUUCUCCAUCGAAAUCUAUUCACUUGCUUCUCUAUCAUCCACCAUUUCUUGACGGCCGAAGAAGAAAUAGAAAGAACCGGCAAAGCGGAAGAGAAUCGGGUCAUCGGCGGUGUCUCUCCAAUCCUCUCUCCAGAGACGCCGGCGCGAUAAAGAUGUCGGCACAGGCGGGGGAAGCCGCGCAUUUGCAGGAUGACAGUCAAGAAGCGAUUGAAACAAUAGCAAUGACUGCAGAAGCUGAUCAAGGCCAACCUCAUCAGCAGUAUGAUCAACACGACCAGAUGCUGAACUACUACGGAACAGCCGGCGGGACGAGCGAGAUCGAGGAGGAGCACUCGAGCGAUCUCUUCGAGAUCGGCGGCGGCCCGAUGGCGGCGGUCAAGGAGGACCGGACGGAUGGGAUGAGCUUGUUCUCGUUCGACAUACACAACUACAGCGAGGGCGCAUGGGAUGGCGGUGAGUGCGUGUACGUGGCGGUGGGAGCGAAGGGCGAGACGAGCAUGGAUGCACUGACAUGGACGCUGAAGAACGCCGUGGCCGACCGGUCGAACGCGACCGUCUUCCUUGUGCAUGUCUUCUCUGAGACCCGCUUCGUUCCGAGCCCCUUAGGAAAUCUACCCAUAUCUGGGGUGAGCGAACAGCAAGCGGAGACAUUCAAGGCACAAGAAAGAGGCAAAAGGAGCCAACUACUCCAGAAGUACCUGAACACAUGCAUUUCCUCAAAGGUUAAGGUGGACACUAUACUCAUUGAGAGUGACAUGGUUGCGAAGGCCAUCCUAGAGCUCAUUCCUGUCCUCAACAUAACCAAGUUAGUGGUCGGCACUGCCAAAUCCAAUUUGAGGAGGUUGAAAUCUAAGAAGGGAAAUGGGAUUGCUGAUCAGAUACUUCAGAAAGCACCUGAGACAUGUGAGGUCAAAAUCAUAUGUGAAGGAAAGGAGGCGAUACUAGAGCAGAUGGUGACGGAGUCGCCGUCGACACCUUCGCACAGCAAGCCAACCUCGCCUUCGCAAGGGAAUCCCGACAAGCCCAACCCGAUGCAGGAAGAGAAUCAGUGCGCGGACUAUUUCUCAUGCAUGUGUUUCAAACCUAAGGCCGCUUGACAAGAUAUGGGGAUUCGUCCAUACUUUCCAUUUCCUCCUUUCUUUUCUUCUGUCCUUGGAAAUCGACUUCAGCUGCGAAGGGUCUGUGAAGCAAGCACAAUCAGCACGUACAUUGAUUUCCCGCCGCGUGAUUUAGUAAAAGCCCGCCUACACUGAUUAACGAA